This is a messenger RNA of Mus caroli (Ryukyu mouse), 6293 nucleotides long. The record is from RefSeq and is a predicted model, not a curated record. NCBI's taxonomy places the organism in Eukaryota, Metazoa, Chordata, Mammalia, Rodentia, Muridae.
GAGUGACUACACUGGACAGGAGGAUGAUUCGUGUCCCAGAGAGGACAGUGAGAGACUUCAUUAUGCUGCUGAACACUGUAAUGCCAAAAAGAAAGAGUAUUGCUGCAAUUUUCCAUUCAUGUUUUCAGACCAAAGUUGAUCAGUGGUAACUAAGCUUGCGUAACAACACCAAAGACAUGGUGAAACUACUGUAUUGACUAAACGGGUGCUUGCUUAAGAGACUUUUCUUUUGAUGAUAGUCACCUAUCAACUGUGACCUAAUUUCAGUCACCCUCCACGUGGUCAAGGAAAGAGAUGUGUAAACGAUGGGGUUAUUUCACUCUCUCCAACUGUCUCACAUGUCCAGACAUGAGAACCUGAGAUUGAGCCAAGCCAGUCUUCCAAGAGCAGUAGACCACUCAGUGUCGGGGGAGGGGAACAGUGAUGCCAGCCAAUCAGAAGCACAGCCAGUGCGCGUGAAACAAUGAACUUCUGAUGAGGGUGUGGCCUGGAAAACGGCUUUUUGACAAAACUGUCAUUUGAUGGGUCAGGUAUGGACAGACAUGGCACUUCUGCUGUCUUCAGAAUAAUAACACCAGACCCCUUUCCUGUUCUCUGCAUUCCUGAAAGAUCUAGUCCCUAAUCUAGGCUCAAGCUUCUCCGCAGUCUUGGAGAACAGAGAUGACCAAAGUUCAGUUUCCAGCUUCCAACUGCCUGCAAGUCCAGCUCCAGAGGAUCUGACACACUUUUCUGGCCUCCAUGCAACACAUGUUGCACAAAAACAGACACAUACACACACAGAGAAGACCUACUUGGGGAGACAGCUUCCUGGUGCUGAAAAAUCCUGACCAUUGUCCUUGAACAUGAGUGCUCGAAGGCAGGAAUUACAAGACAGGGCAAUCGUCAAGAUAGCUGCUCACUUACCAGACCUCAUCGUCUACGGAGAUUUCUCUCCGGAACGGCCGUCAGUGAAAUGUUUUGAUGGAGUUCUGAUGUUUGUUGACAUUUCAGGUUUUACUGCAAUGACUGAGAAGUUCAGCACGGCCAUGUACAUGGACCGAGGAGCCGAACAGCUCGUGGAGAUCCUCAACUACUACAUAAGUGCCAUAGUGGAGAAAGUGCUGAUUUUUGGAGGAGACAUCCUAAAAUUUGCAGGUGAUGCCUUGCUGGCCCUGUGGAAAGUGGAACGAAAGCAACUGAAGAACAUCAUCACGGUGGUGAUUAAGUGCAGCCUGGAGAUCCAUGGCUUGUUUGAAGCCAAGGAGGCUGAAGAAGGCCUGGACAUUCGAGUUAAGAUCGGGCUGGCUGCUGGCCACAUCACCAUGUUGGUCUUUGGGGAUGAAACACGGAACUACUUCCUGGUGAUUGGCCAGGCGGUGGAUGAUGUCCGCCUUGCUCAGAACAUGGCUCAGAUGAACGACGUUAUUUUGUCACCAAACUGCUGGCAGCUCUGUGAUCGGAGCAUGAUUGAAAUUGAGAGGAUUCCAGAUCAGAGAGCAGUUAAGGUUAGCUUCUUAAAACCACCCCCAACUUUUAAUUUUGACGAGUUUUUCACAAAAUGUAUGGGCUUCAUGGAUUAUUAUCCUUCUGGUGACCACAAAAACUUCCUAAGGCUUGCCUGCAUGCUGGAGUCUGAUCCUGAACUCGAGCUGUCUCUACAAAAGUACGUGAUGGAAAUCAUUUUGAAGCAGAUCGAUGACAAGCAGCUUCGGGGCUAUUUAUCUGAGCUUCGCCCUGUGACAAUUGUGUUUGUGAACUUGAUGUUUAAAGAGCAAGACAAAGUAGAAGUCAUAGGCUCAGCCAUCCAAGCUGCCUGUGUACACAUCACUUCUGUCUUGAAGGUCUUCCGAGGCCAAAUCAAUAAGGUCUUCAUGUUUGAUAAGGGCUGCUCCUUCCUCUGUGUCUUUGGUUUCCCUGGGGAAAAGGCUCCUGAUGAGAUCACUCAUGCUCUGGAAAGUGCCGUGGAUAUAUUCGACUUCUGCUCCCAGGUCCACAAAAUCCGCACUGUCUCCAUCGGUGUUGCCAGUGGGAUUGUCUUCUGUGGGAUCGUUGGACACACUGUGAGACAUGAGUACACAGUCAUCGGUCAGAAGGUUAACAUUGCUGCCAGGAUGAUGAUGUACUACCCGGGCAUUGUGACCUGCGACUCUGUCACCUACGAUGGCAGCAACCUACCAGCCUACUUUUUUAAGGAGCUUCCGAAGAAAGUUAUGAAAGGAGUUGCAGACCCUGGACCAGUGUAUCAGUGUUUGGGCCUCAAUGAGAAAGUGACGUGUUAGGGAGAUCGACUAUUUCAUGUCUACUAUGAAGGACUUUUUGAUGACGAACUGCAGCCGAGUUCUAAUGUAUGAAGGAUUACCAGGAUAUGGAAAAAGCCAGGUACUCAUGGAAAUCGAAUAUCUGGCCUCUCAGCAUGAGAACCACAGGGCUGUUGCUAUUGCACUGACUAAGAUCAGCUUCCAUCAAAAUUUUUAUACUAUCCAGAUACUCAUGGCUAACGUACUAGGUCUGGACACUUGUAAACAUUACAAAGAACGACAGACCAAUCUUCAAAAUAGAGUCAAGACGCUGUUGGAUGAGAAGUUCCACUGUCUUCUUAAUGACAUCUUCCAUGUUCAGUUCCCUGUUUCCCGGGAGAUGUCCAGGAUGAGCAAGAUAAGAAAGCAGAAGCAACUGGAAGCCCUGUUUAUGAAGAUCUUGGAGCAAACAGUGAGAGAAGAAAGGAUUAUUUUCAUCAUCGAUGAGGCCCAGUUUGUGGAUGGAACCUCUUGGGCCUUCAUAGAGAAGCUCAUCCGCUCUAUGCCCAUCUUCAUCGUUAUGUCCCUGGCUCCUUUCUCUGAAGUUCCCUGUGCAGCUGCCAAUGCCAUAAUGAAGAACCGGAACACCACCUACAUCACGCUUGGUACCAUGCAGCCUCAGGAAAUCCGGGACAAGGUCUGUGUUGACCUUAGUGUAAGCAGCAUCCCCAGAGAGCUCGACUCGUACCUGGUAGAGGGAAGCUGCGGGAUUCCGUAUUACUGUGAAGAACUGCUGAAAAACCUUGACCACCACAGAGUUCUCCUUUUUCAACAAGCAGAGACUGAGCAAAAGGCAAACGUAAACUGGAAUAACAUGUUCAAGCACUCUGUUAGGCCAACAGAUGACAUGCAACUUUUCACUUCCAUAUCUGAGGGACAGAAAGAAGUCUGUUACCUUGUGAGUGGUGUCAGACUGAAUAAUUUGUCACCUCCAGCAUCGCUAAAAGAGAUCUCUCUGGUCCAGCUGGACAGCAUGAGCCUUUCCCAUCAGAUGCUGGUGAGAUGCGCUGCCAUCAUUGGCCUAACCUUCACCACGGAGCUGCUGUUUGAGAUUCUCCCCUGCUGGAACAUGAAGAUGAUGAUCAAGGCCCUGGCCACCCUAGUGGAAUCAAAUGUUUUUGAUUGCUUCCGGAGUAGCAAAGAUCUUCAGCUAGCCUUAAAACAAAAUGUGCCCACGUUUGAGGUUCAUUAUCGCUCUUUGGCCCUGAAGCUCAAGGAAGGGUUAACUUACGGCGAAGAGGAGGAGCUCCGUGAGAUGGAAGGAGAGGUGGUUGAGUGCCAGAUCCUUCGUUUCUGCAGACCCAUAAUGCAGAAGACAGCCUACGAACUGUGGCUCAAGGACCAGAAGAAAGUCUUGCAUCUGAAAUGUGCCCGCUUUUUGGAAGAAAGUGCCCAUCGGUGCAACCACUGCAGAAACGUAGACUUCAUUCCCUACCACCAUUUCAUAGUGGACAUUCGGCUCAACACUUUGGAUAUGGACACUGUCAAGAGGAUAGUGACGUCCCAAGGAUUUAAAAUUGACGAAGAGGAAGUCAUCUUUUCUAAGUCAGAGCUCCCUAGGAAAUACAAGUUCCCCGAGAAUCUCAGCAUCACAGAAAUAAGGGAAAAAAUCUUGCAUUUCUUUGACAAUGUCAUCCUAAAGAUGAAGUCGUCUCCGAAUGACAUCAUCCCUCUGGAAUCCUGCCAGUGUAAGGAACUGCUCCAGAUUGUCAUCCUGCCUCUGGCCCAACAUUUCGUAGCCUUAGAAGAGAACAACAAAGCCUUGUACUACUUCCUAGAACUGGCAUCUGCCUACCUCAUCCUGGGAGACAACUAUAAUGCAUACAUGUAUUUGGGCGAGGGAGAAAGGCUGCUGAAAUCUCUGACGAAUGAAGAUUCUUGGAGUCAGACCUUUGAAUAUGCUACCUUUUAUAGUCUCAAGGCUGAGGUCUGUUUUAACAUGGGGCAGAUGGUUCUCGCCAAGAAGAUGCUGAGGAAGGCACUGAAGCUGCUCAACAGAAUGUUUCCCUGCAAUCUGCUCACCCUGACUUUCCAAUUGCACGUGGAGAAAAACAGACUCUCCCACUUCAUGAACCAGCAUACCCAGGAGGGCUCGGUGCCAGGGAAGAAACUGGCACAACUUUACCUGCAAGCUUCCUGCUUCUCCUUGCUGUGGAGGAUCUACAGUUUGAACUUCUUUUUCCACUACAAGUAUUAUGGUCAUCUGGCCGCGAUGAUGGAAAUGAACACUUCCCUGGAAACUCAAAAUGACUUCCAGAUCAUCAAGGCUUACCUGGACUUUUCCCUGUACCACCAUCUCGCUGGCUACCAGGGCGUGUGGUUCAAAUAUGAAAUCCUGGUCAUGGAGCAGCUCCUGAACCUCCCCCUGAAAGGCGAGGCCAUUGAGAUCAUGGCGUAUACAGCCGACACACUGGGCCAUAUCAAGUUCUUAAUGGGUCAUCUGGACUUGGCGAUUGAGUUAGGCUCUCGAGCCCACAGGAUGUGGUCACUUCUUCGGAAUCCCAACAAAUACCAGAUGGUUCUCUGCAGACUGAGUAAACCUCUUUUCUUGAAAAGCAGAUAUAAACAUUUGGUCCAGGUGCUGGGAUGGUUGUGGGACCUUUCUGUAACAGAAGAGGACAUCUUCAGCAAGGCAUUUUUCUAUUUCGUCUGCUUGGACAUCAUGCUUUAUUCUGGCUUCAUUUACAGAACAUUUGAAGAAUGCUUGGAAUUCAUACAUCACAACGAAGACAACAGAAUCCUCAAGUUCCAGAGCGGACUCCUCCUGGGACUUUACUCCUGCAUCGCUGUCUGGUAUGCCAGACUUCAAGAGUGGGACAACUUUAACAAAUUUUCCGACAGAGCUAAGAAUCUCGUGACACGAAGAACCCCGACAGUUCUUUACUACGAAGGGAUCUCAAGGUACAUGGAAGGGCAAGUCCUCCACCUGCAGAAGCAAAUAGAAGAACAGGCCGAGAACGCUCAGGACAGUGGGGUGGAGAUACUCAAGGCCUUGGAGACCCUUGUGGCUCAAAAUACCACUGGCCCUGUCUUCUACCCGCGGCUCUACCAUCUGAUGGCCUACGUCUGCAUACUAAUGGGAGACGGGCACAGCUGUGACUUCUUCCUGAACACAGCCUUGGAGCUUUCUGAGACACACGGGAAUUUGCUGGAGAAAUGUUGGCUAAGCAUGAGCAAGGAAUGGUGGUACUCAGCCUCCGAGUUAACAGGAGAUCAAUGGCUUCAGACAGUCUUGAGUCUUCCAUCAUGGGAUAAAAUUGUAUCAGGCAACGUAACCCUUCAGGAUGUUCAAAAGAACAAGUACCUGAUGAGAGUUAACAUUCUGGACAAUCCUUUCUAAUAAUUACGAGUGAGAACAAAGAUUGCAGUGAGAACCACUGUCUUCCCGUGAUCUGUUAUUGCCCUCUCUGCCCCGCCAGCAUGCCCAGGUUCCCACAGACCCUUCUGGACCAAACCUAGGAACAGAUGCCUGGAUUUCUUCCCAGUAAGUCAGUCAGGGCCAAUGCCUGGCUUGCUUUUAGCUGUGCACAGCUGCCUUUACCUUCCCUGGCUGUUUGCUUGACCUGUGGGGCUCGGCCCAUGCAAAAUCCAGUCAUGUCGAUAUCAGGGCCUGCACAAGGGAUUGAGCAGUGGCUUGCAGCCCCAGCAGAAGCAGAGUUCAUUAAGCAAUGGUUCACUUCCUCAGGGGGAGCCCUGGGCUGGAGCAGGAAAAUCUUCAAUAGCUCAGAGGGCAGCUGUGCAGGAAGGACUGGGGCUUCUUUAUGUCUCCUGGUGUGGGCUUUUCCAAUAUCUUGGUUACAUGCAGUUCUACAUACAACUUCAUAUGCUGUGCCUUUCAUUAGCAUGUUAACUCUACCCAGGGGUGUGUGUGUGUGUGUGUGUGUGUGUGUGUGUGUGUGUGAGCAGCAUAGUGGGCACAGGUCAUGUUCAGAUGUUCUGGCUUUGGCAGUAGCGGCAGGAAGGCUGGGUUUAGUAAUCACUAAACACCUCACUUGGAAGGUGUUCCAGCCCCUCAGU